UAACAGUCAGCCUGGUUCCUGGCUGUGGGCCCCGUGGAGCUCGAGUGUGAACCAGGAAGAAGAAAUAUCCUAAAUCUUCUGAAUUAAAACUGAGAAUCAACCUACAUCAAACUUCCUCAGGAAGGAAUCAUGAAUAUUGAAGCAUAUUUUGAAAGAAUUGGUUAUAAGAAUUCUAGGAACAAAUUGGACUUGGAAACAUUAACUGACAUUCUUCAGCACCAGAUCCAAGCCAUUCCCUUUGAGAACCUUAACAUCCAUUGUGGGGAAGCCAUGGAAUUGGGCUUAGAGGAUGUUUUUGAUCAAAUUGUGAGGAGGAACCGGGGUGGGUGGUGUCUCCAAGUCAAUCAUCUUCUGUACUGGGCUCUGACCACAAUUGGUUUUGAGACCACGAUAUUGGGAGGGUAUGUUUACAACACUGCAGCCAGCAAAUAUAGCAAUGCCAUGAUUCACCUCCUGCUGAAGGUGACGAUUGAUGGCAGGAACUACAUAGCUGACGCUGGAUUUGGACGCUCUUACCAGAUGUGGAAGCCUCUGGAGUUAAUUUCUGGAAAGGAUCAGCCCCAGGUGCCUUGCAUCUUCCGCUUGACAGAAGAAAGAGGAAUCUGGUACCUGGACCAAUUCAGAAGAGAGCAGUACAUCCCAAACCAAGAGUUUCUUAAUUCUGAUCUCCUGGAAAAGAAUAAAUAUCGGAAAAUCUACUCUUUUACUCUUGAACCUCGAACAAUUGAAGACUUUGAGUCUGUGAAUAUAUACCUUCAGGAAUCUCCAGCAUCUAUGUUUACAAGCAAGUCAUUUUGCUCCUUGCAGACCCCAGAAGGGGUUCACUGUUUAGUAGGCUUCACCCUCACCUACAGGAGAUUCAGUUAUAAGGACAAUACGGAUUUGGUAGAGUUUAAGACACUGAAUGAGGAAGAAGUAGAAGAAAAUCUAAAAAAUAUAUUUAAUAUUUCCUUGGAGAAAAAGCUUGUCCCCAAACAUGGUGAUAAAUUUUUUACCAUUUAGAGUAAGCAAUAAAAAAUGGUCUCAGUAUUACUUCUGGUGAUGUAACUUUUUAUUACAAAAAAGUUUAAAUGUCUAUAAAAAUAGAAUGAAAUAAUAAAUCUCCAUUUAUCACUCAGUUUAU
This is a messenger RNA of Hippopotamus amphibius kiboko, 1123 nucleotides long. RefSeq names its product arylamine N-acetyltransferase 1. Gene Ontology annotation, molecular function: acetyltransferase activity. Bases 130 to 1002 code for a protein of 290 amino acids. NCBI's taxonomy places the organism in Eukaryota, Metazoa, Chordata, Mammalia, Artiodactyla, Hippopotamidae. The record is from RefSeq and is a predicted model, not a curated record. The transcript is spliced from 3 exons.